Tarenaya hassleriana is the source of this 2118-nucleotide messenger RNA. RefSeq names its product lipase-like PAD4. The transcript has 3 exons. Gene Ontology annotation, biological process: lipid metabolic process. The record is from RefSeq and is a predicted model, not a curated record. Lineage: Eukaryota; Viridiplantae; Streptophyta; Magnoliopsida; Brassicales; Cleomaceae. Bases 260 to 1990 code for a protein of 576 amino acids.
GUGCUCUCCAGUGAUUCCAUUUUUUAAAUAUUAAAUCACAAUAUGGGUUAUAUUCUUAAACAACGAAAUAAUGAUCACAAUAGAGACAACACAGAAAAGAAGAUAAAUAAAAAAUGACCAAGAUGACUUGCGACGACUAAGAGGAAAGAACAUAAGAAAGUGGCGAGAAGAUACGCUGUAUUGAAGAAUUCAGACCAAAUCUCAUAAACUGGAUCCGAGAAGAGCUCCACUUCACUUCGGAAGCCAAAACCCAGAAAUCAUGGAAGUUUCCAACGAGAGCUGCAGAUUCGAGACGAGCGAAACGUUGGCGGCGUUUGUGGCGUCAACGCCGUUGCUGUCCGAAUCUUGGAAGCUCUGUAACGCGGCUAACGCCGAAGGGAACAUCCUAACGCAACACGGUGGUGGGAUUUGGUACGUAGCGUUGCCGGCGGUGAAUAAGCUGCCGUCGGGGGAGUUUGUGGAGUUAGAAGCCGCCGGAGAAGGGCUUUUCUCCGCCCUCCGGCGAACGUCCGCCGCCGGAGAGCCGCCGCAGAUGGUGGAUUCUGAGAUGCUCUCUCUCUUCUCGUCCAUGUUCUCACUCAUUCACCCACAGAUAAUGGGAUGCAUGGAAGGAAGAAAGCUGGUGUUAACCGGACAUUCAGGCGGAGGGGCAAUGGCCUCUCUCACUGCCCUUUGGCUCCUCUCUUAUCUUCAGUCACUCUCAUCCUCUUCCCUCCACGUCCUCUGCAUCACCUUUGGCUCUCCCUUACUCGUAAACCGGUCCCUCUCCACCGUUAUUACCCGGUUACGCUUUAACCGGAACUUCUGCCACGUGGCCUCCACCCGGGACAUCGUACCGAGGUUUCUCCUGUCCCCUCACUCUCCCGAGAUCGCCCGUCUAAUAUCCUCAUCCCUCCACUUGCAAAAUGCUUCAUCACCGGAGGGGUCCGGAAGAGGGGAGUUCUGGCCAUUCGGAAGCUAUCUCUUCUGUUCGGAGGAGGGAGGUGUCUGUAUAGACGAUUCUGAAUUGGUCUGUAGAAUGCUUGUGAUGCUAAACGCGAGGACGACGGGGGCCUUGGAGAUGGAGGAUCAUCUCAAGUAUGGAAACUACGUAGAGAUUCUCUCUCAGCAGUUUCUCAAGGCGAGGAGCUUCAAUGGCGGAAAUGUCUCUGAGUCAAGCUAUCAUGCAGGUGUCGCAUUGGCGGUUGAAGCUAUGGGGAUAUCUCAUGAGGAACCAGCUGCAGCAGAAGCAAGGGGAUGCAUAGAAACAGCGAGAAGAAUCAGCCAGGCGCCAAUCCUGAAAUCCACUGAGAUCUCCAAUGAUCUCGGCCGUUUUUUACGCUGCAGACUGGAGAUUCAAUGGUACAAGGAACGUUGCGACGCAUCAACAGAGCAACUCGGGUACUACGAUUUCUUCAAGCGAGGGACGAUGAGGAGCAACUCCAGGAUCAACAUGAACCGAGUCAAGCUGGCGAAAUUCUGGGACGGCGUCAUAGAAAUGAUCGAAAAGAACGAGCUUCCUUUCGAUUUCCAUCUCAGGGCGAAAUGGUUAUACGCUUCACAGUUCUACCAGCUCUUAGCCGAGCCACUCGACAUUGCCUACUUCUACAAGAACAGGAAGCCGGAGGAGAGAGGCAACCAUUACCUGAUGCAGGGAAACAGACCAAAGAGGUACGUGGCGUUUGAUAAUUGGUGGAGAGAACGCCCGGAGUCGCACAAGAAGAAGUACGAGAGGACGAGGUACGCCAGCUCUACGCAGGAUACGUGCUUCUGGGCCAAGCUGGAAGAAGCGAUAGAGAAUCUAGAUGACGUCAGGACGGAGACUGAUGGCUGCAAACGAUCGAUCUUGUGGGAAAAGGUGGUAGCUUUCGAAAGAUACGCCGAUGAACUGGUGAGGAAGAAGGACGUCUCGAUCGAUGUUCUGGCGAGGAACUCGAGUUACAGUAAAUGGGUCGAGGCUCUGAGGGAGUUCAAGUCGCAGAUGUCUCCUGACUCUAUGGAGACAAUGUAAACUUGUCAGUUUUUUAUCAUCCGACAAAUCUCCACAGAUGUUAGAUGUGUUUGCUGAAGUGAUCGUAUAUAUGUAUCUGCGACUGUAAUAAAAAGGAGAAUCUGCAAAUGGAAAUAUCCUUUAGUAUA